Molecule: messenger RNA, 2958 nt
Organism: Durusdinium trenchii
Lineage: Eukaryota; Dinophyceae; Suessiales; Symbiodiniaceae
Source: the annotation of a GenBank genome assembly
CACUUCCACAACUCCUUUUCCCUCGCAGCCCCUGGCGCAGCCCUGCCCGCCAUGUCGGCCAGCAAACUGGAGAAAAAGAUUUGGAACUUGGAAAUCCGACUCCGCGAGGAGUUCCAGCAGGAACUGGAGGCGGUCUUCGCGAAGAUCGAUGACUUGGAGCGGCGCUUGGAGUCUCCGCAGCCGCUGGGAGUCUCCCCAGGACCCGCGGCGACGGUCCCAGGCGUCCCGGACGCGGCGAUGUCGCCCAGUUGGGCGAACCCCGCGGCGGCGGGCGCCCCGGCGCCGGCGCCGCCCUCCAAGCGGCGCUCGCGGUUCUCGGUGCACGCCGUGGUGCCUGUGGAGGGCGAGGGUGCUCGAGCAGAUGUUGAUGAUGGACGGCCAGAACGGUGGAUUCCACUGGAGCCGGUGGCCUUCCUGGAGUCGACCUGGAAUCUGGUGCUGGUGUUGGGCUACACGGAGUCGGGUUGGUUGGAUGUACUGAUCGCGGGAUUGAUGCUGGUGAUCAGUGCUGGCCUGCAAAUCACUUUCAGCAUGAUCUUGCUGACGGAGGACUUCCUGGGUCAGCCCUUCACGUCUCAGAUUGCAGCAGCCACCGCCUGGAGACAGAAGGUGGCGCACGAUUACAAGCACAUGGACCUGGCUCAGACCAGCCUGGUGAGCCGGGUGUGUAAUCAGGCUGAUGGCUUGAUUAUCUCCAAUGACCAGGCGAGCUUGAUUGGGCAGAUCAAUGCCUACAUGGGCUUCGAUACUGGUGAUUUUGAGCCAACGCGGCUUCGCCUAGGUGUUUUGCUGUGCAUGCUUUGCAUUUUGCUGUGGUGCCUCUACCUUUGUAACGAGUUCCGCAUGAUUUGCAUCUCGCUGGAGGCGAUGCUGCAAGUGCCGCGGGGUCGGCGCACGAAGGUGGAGCAUGGGCGCUUCAUCACCAUAUCCUACCAGCGCUUCGCCAUGUACUGCUUCAUGCGCCUCACUCGGGCCACUAUUGUUGGUUUGCUCCUCUAUGCUGGCAUUGUGUGGCUGGCCAACACCACCUCGAUUACGGACUUGAUGCUCAAUGCUGUCGCCUUGGGAGCGAUCUUGGAGGUGGAUGAGAUGUUCUUCGCAGCGCUGAUGCCCAAGAAGAUCCAGAUCAAGAUUCAGGACCUCGAAGCCAUUAAGAUCACCUACAGCCAGCGGCGCAGCCAGGUGGAGUCGGUGCUGCUGGUGAUCUUCAUGACGGGUCUGAUGAUCUGGCCGUGGCAAGCGUUGGUGGAACCCUUGGGCGAAGCCAUGAAGUUGGUGAAGACGGAGUACUGCGGAUACAACCAGGACUUUGUGGUGGGGCUGAAUGAGAAUCUAGGGGUUCCGGUGGGCUUGCAUACCUACUCCUUUGAAGAGGCCAGCAAGAACGUGAGCCUCAUCGAAAAUUCCGUGAGCCAAUACCUCAUGCAGGCGGACACGUCCACCUCGGAUCACAUCAGGUUCGCCUUCUCGGCGCGCGACUUCGAGACGAAGCGCACGGAGACGGUGCUGGCCACGGCCACGAGCUUUUUGAUGUGUGGGAAUUUGGAUAAGUGGUACAUCGAUGGUGCGGAGAACCCCUUGAAGGAGACCUAUGCACCCUUCUGGUGGUCCCUGGCCGCCGGCUUCGGCCUACCGGACAGCAGCAGCUGCGCCAACAUGUCGAGCUACUGCGAGUCGGACGAGGGUCAGCUCCUUCGACUGCUGUGUCCGGAGACCUGCUCCUGCGACAAGCCGCUGACCAGCCCCUGGUACAAGGUGGCGAACCAGGGCUGCCCCUUGAAGUGCGAGCCUCCCCGCGAGGAGGCCGUGAAGGCGUUGCCCUGCCAGGAUGCCAGCGAUGCGAUCGACUGGGUGGGCUUCUGGGAAGAUUACCCCGGCAUCAUGGCCUCCUACUUGACCCUGGAGGAUGCCUCGAGCGAUCCCAACGUGACGAAGAUCGUGAACAUGAUGGUGCAGAACAACAGCUGUGCGCUGCUCUCGGAGCUAGGCUUUGAGCCGCUCACCUCGGGCGACUGGUGCACUGGGAAGGAUUUACUUUGGGCACCCUUGGCCCAUAUUUGUCCCGUAGCCUGUGGCUGUGCUGAGGAGACAGCCAUGUGGGAGAAGCCCAGCUAUUGUCCUACAGCCUGCACCUGCCAGGAUGCAAGCAAGCUGGAUGGCAACUUCCUGGGCCCGGAGCAUGAGGACGACAACAUCACCACCUGCGCCCAGGCGGCGCAGCUGGGCCUUUGCGCGGAUCCGAAUGUGUGGCCCAAGCUGCAGAGAACCCCCUCGGUCCAACGACCUUCUGAGUUCUGAGGAUAUGGCCAGGAGCUCUAGGGAUGGAUGAUGUGCUUACCACCUUGUGGCGGUGGUUUUUUUUCCAUUGGAUCCGGCUUCUCGGAAAUCCAAUCCAACGAGUAGGUCGCAACCCUUCUGGCCCAGCCCGUGGAACUCAAUGAAGCACUUGGGAGCGUUCCUUUUUUCGGAGCCGGUGGCUUUUUCACGCGGCUUUCUCGCCCUAUAAAGGAACAUUGGUUUCAGACCACUCUAAGGCGGUGGCUCGAAGAUGGAAGACUGAGAGGUCAAGAGGGGAGUUCCUUUUUUCUUUGGAUGCCUACUCCUACCCUGCCCGUCCAACGCUCCCAUCUCACCAUGGUUCAGGAUGGGAUGGUGGAUGGGGUGUCCAAUUUCUGCAGUGAGUGCCAGCCCGAGCCCGAGCGGUCGGAUCUUCGCCCGAGGGAGCGCGCCUGCAGCUUGAGCUGUGAUGCUUGCGACGGCCCCCCCUAAAGAGGAGUGCCACCACACAGGCUGGCUCGACUGGAGGACACGGCUAACGACUGAACGCGGCUGCCAAGCAGCAAGACGUGAGCCCGAGAUUUGGGGUGGCUUGUGGCCUCAAAAAUGCUCUACUCUAUUUUUGUUCAUGAAGUUCAGCUAGUUAGUGAAGGUCUGCGACGAAGAGCUUCUGAAUCCCCC